Molecule: messenger RNA, 2819 nt
Organism: Pistacia vera
Lineage: Eukaryota; Viridiplantae; Streptophyta; Magnoliopsida; Sapindales; Anacardiaceae
Product: auxin efflux carrier component 3-like
Exons: 6
Coding region: 259-2241 (660 amino acids)
Biological process (GO): auxin export across the plasma membrane; auxin polar transport
Cellular component (GO): endoplasmic reticulum; plasma membrane
Molecular function (GO): auxin efflux transmembrane transporter activity
Source: RefSeq, a predicted model, not a curated record
UAAUAAAUUUCUCCGUUUCUCUCUCUCUCUCCUUCCUUCUCUUUAUAUCCUUAAGUUUCAGUCCUCCUCCUGAACUUUGCAGAACCAGCAUUAAACAGUUGUCACCAAUCACAAAUUCCCCUUCAAGUUCGUUAUCUAACGGUUUCUUUUUCUCUCCCCACUUCGCCUUCCUUCCCCUUCUCAAUGCCAUUUGUUUCCCUCUCUUCAUAAACAACCACCACCAAGAUCUUCUCUUUUCUACAACCAAAUCCUGUAAAAAUGAUCUCCUGGCACGAUCUUUACACCGUCUUGACGGCUGUGAUUCCUCUCUACGUCGCCAUGAUCUUGGCCUACGGUUCCGUCCGCUGGUGGAAGAUUUUCUCUCCCGACCAGUGUUCGGGAAUCAACCGUUUCGUCGCCAUCUUCGCUGUUCCUCUCUUGUCCUUCCACUUCAUUUCUUCUAACAAUCCUUACGCUAUGAACUUCCGUUUCAUAGCGGCGGAUACUCUGCAGAAGAUCAUCAUGCUGUUCGUGCUCGGGAUUUGGACCAACUUCACAAAGAAUGGCAGUCUUGAAUGGAUGAUUACAAUCUUUUCUCUUUCAACUUUACCCAACACUCUGGUCAUGGGGAUUCCUCUACUUAUCGCUAUGUACGGCGACUACUCGGGGAGUCUCAUGGUCCAAAUUGUGGUUUUACAGUGCAUAAUCUGGUACACUCUACUGCUAUUUCUCUUCGAGUACCGUGGCGCCAAGAUGCUCAUCACGGAGCAGUUCCCGGAGACCGCUGCGUCGAUAGUUUCAUUCAAAGUGGACUCCGAUGUGGUCUCACUCGACGGGAGGGAUUUCCUGGAGACUGACGCUGAAAUUGGAGACGACGGAAAGCUUCAUGUUACAGUGAGGAAAUCUAAUGCUUCCAGGCGGUCUUUAGGCCCCUGUUCACUCCCGGCAUUAACUCCUCGGCCUUCCAAUCUCACCGGGGCUGAAAUUUACAGCUUGAGCUCGUCGAGAAACCCGACUCCCAGAGGCUCCAAUUUUAACCAUGCUGAUUUUUAUAACAUGAUGGGCGUCCAGGGAUUUCCAGGCGGAAGACUUUCGAAUUUCGGACCGGCGGAUUUGUACUCUGUACAAUCCUCCAGAGGGCCAACUCCAAGAACUUCGAAUUUUGAAGAAAAUUGCGGACAAACAAUUUCGUCUCCUAGAUUUGGAUUUUAUCCUGCUCAAACUGUACCUACUUCGUACCCAGCUCCGAAUCCCGAGUUCUCGAACCCUAUUUCUAAAGCUACAAAAAAUGUACAGAGUCAGAAUCAAAAUCCGAAUCAGAACCAGAAUCAGAAUCAGAAUCAGAAUCUGCAACAGCAGCAAUCGAAUUUGAACAAUAAAACAAACCAUGACGCCAAAGAGCUCCACAUGUUUGUCUGGAGCUCUAGCGCCUCUCCUGUUUCAGAAGGCGCCGGCGGGCUUCAUGUUUUUGGUGGGACAGAUUUUGGAGCGUCCGAGCAAUCUGGACGGUCUGAUCAAGGAGCUAAAGAGAUCAGGAUGUUGGUCACUGACCACCCUCAAAAUGGAGAAAACAAAGCCAUUUCGCAAAGUGGGGAUUUCGGUGGGGAGGAUUUUAGCUUUGCUGGAAGAGUGGAAGGAGAAGAAGAAAGAGAGAAAGAAGGACCCACUGGACUUAAUAAACUGGGGUCUAGCUCAACAGCUGAGUUGCACCCAAAAGCUGCCAGCGGAGUUCCGGAUCCUGGCGCCGCAAAAAUAAUGCCUCCGGCGAGUGUUAUGACCCGUCUGAUCUUGAUCAUGGUCUGGCGCAAACUGAUCCGCAAUCCCAACACAUACUCAAGUCUCAUUGGACUGGUUUGGUCUCUAAUCGCUUUCAGGUGGCACGUGUCAAUGCCAAAAAUAAUAGAGCAGUCAAUCUCAAUUCUGUCGGAUGCGGGUCUCGGAAUGGCUAUGUUCAGUUUAGGUCUGUUUAUGGCUCUCCAACCUAAAAUCAUCGCUUGUGGCAACUCGGUUGCAACAUUCGCCAUGGCCGUUAGAUUCCUCACCGGCCCUGCUGUCAUGGCCGCUGCUUCCAUUGCCGUUGGCCUCCGCGGUACCCUUCUUCACAUUGCAAUUGUUCAGGCCGCAUUGCCACAAGGUAUUGUCCCGUUUGUGUUUGCAAAAGAGUACAAUGUACAUCCAGCAAUUCUUAGUACUGCGGUUAUAUUUGGGAUGUUGAUAGCAUUACCAAUUACUCUCGUCUACUACAUCGUUCUUGGAUUGUGAAAUAAAAUUUUCCUGAUAGAAGGUAGAAUUUAGUAUGAUGAAGACAGGAAUUUGAAGGGAAUUUUCAUGGCUUGGGAAGCAUUGAUUGGGUAGCUAGAAAAUCAACUCGGAUUAUGUUGAAAUCACAUGAAGAUUUUCCGGGAAAAUAGAAGAGUGAAGAAUUAAGCUCCAAAAUAAUUGGAGGUUAAUUAUAAGGAUGAUGAAUUAAUUAGAAGAUUUAAAGCCUUGAUUUGAGGAUCAUGCCCCCAUUAGAAGCCAAAGUUGUGUCCAAUUUUAAAGAUUUUAUUUUUGAGAGGAACAAAGCAAGAAGAAGAAGAAGAAGAAGGAGACAACGAAGAGGAAAGAAAGGAGAAAAGGGAGGUGGCGGUUAGUGAUUAUAUAAAUAAAAGUUUAAUUAAUUAGUUAAUUAUCUAAUUAAAUAUUAAUUAAUUUCUCUUCAUUCCCCCAAUAUGGAUGUAAAGCAAGCUUGAUUUCAUCAAAAUUCAUGAUCUUUGCCAUUACAAAGCGACAAAGGAAAGGAUUAAUGAAAUGAAGAAGAGGAAUGGAAAAGAAGGGUUUUUCUUUUCUUUUAAUGUUUU